Messenger RNA from Anas platyrhynchos (mallard), 2269 nucleotides. The record is from RefSeq and is a predicted model, not a curated record. NCBI's taxonomy places the organism in Eukaryota, Metazoa, Chordata, Aves, Anseriformes, Anatidae.
ACACAGGCCAGGGUGAAGCAGGACAGGAUAUGGAUUUACUCAUGCAAAGACAUUUCAACAGGUUAAUACUGUAGCUAGGUCUUAGUGGAAAAAAAUAAAAUGCAAAUAGGAGCAUGUGAUAGCAAUACUCGGUGAGCGGUACUUGCAUUUAUAUCCCCCAGAAGACAGGGGGUUCGUUCUGGUGAUUUAUUCCUUGUAGCUAUAGAGCUAUUUGUUGAGAAUUAACUUGCUUCUACUUAUAUUGCAGCAUCAGGCACGAUCUGGUUGGUUACUGUGGUCUCAACGGGGAAGGCUCUUUACAAACCCAAAGUCUUUAGGAAGUCUGUGCUCUACAGAGCUUUACACAACUUGCUUGUUAGAAAAGACAAUAAAGGAAAGGAAAACAAAAACAAAACAGGUUUUCAGGACCUAAAGCUAUCUGGAAGCUUGAGAGAAGUUCAGGGUGAAGGAGCACAGCAUGGUCUCAUCCCCUAAACUCCUCACAUCACUCCCAGAGACUCUACUUGGCAUAUGGGUUUUAGAACCUGGCACAGGGACUCGUCCUUAUGUUUUCCCCUUUCCUUCAUACACUUUAAUUUAAGCCUUUAAAAGAAAUUUCUCCUUAUCCUGAACUGCCUUCCCCCUACCACGUGCCUGUUCACUUACGAUUAAAGCUCUACCACUGGGAAAAUUAAGAUGGGUUUCGGUACCCAAUGGGAGGAAAAUGUCAGAACAGCACCUACACUGUUUGUGUCACCAAACACAGCUCCUCUGGGCCAAAAUUCAAAUAUUGAAGACUGGCACUGAUCCCAGGUAAGGGCAUAUCUGCCACAUUUACAUUCCUGCACCUGCGCUGCUCUGAAGAGGAGAAGCACCAAGAUCUUCCCCCCCCCCACCAGCUCUAUAAAACUCCUCUUCCCAGACGUGAUGUUCAGGGAACAGCAUCUGCCAAUCUAUGCUGAGCAUCGGCACAGCAGCCUGCAUGUCCACCACCCGUCGUGCAGGAUGGAAGCUUCCCACUCGCAGCAGCAAUUUAAUGCCACUUCAUACGAUAUCACCGUUAUGGUCGUCAUCACACUUCAGGCUUUUGCUGGCAUGUGGAUCAAUGCUUUCAUUGUGGCUGUGUCUUGCCUUACCUGGGUUAAAAAGAAAAGCUUUAACUCCAGUGAGAAGAUCUUGCUGUUUCUGGGAUGUUCCAGGUUUUGGUUUUUGUGUGUGAUAUGGGCAUAUACCAUUACUUCCAUGAUUUUUCACUGGCAAACUUUUAUCAGUGGGGUGACCCCAAUAUUUUCACUUCUUUUGUGCUUUUCUAAUUCUUCCAACUUAUGGGCUUCUGCCUGCCUGUAUGUUUUUUAUUGUGUAAAAAUAGCAAACUUCAGACACAUCUUCUUCAUCUACCUGAAAGUAAAAAUUGACAGGAUUGUGCCAUGGCUGCUCUUGGCUUCAGUGGUUUUGUCCCUGGUCAUGUGUGGCCCCAUCAUAAACAUUACUGAUGAACUAAGGGGUAGCAACCUCAGUUCCAGCUCCCCUGGAUAUGCCACAAAAGUGAAUGAGGAAAUGAGCAAACAAUAUUCUCCUGUUUUGUAUAUCUGCAGCUUUGGGUUUUCCAUAGCAUUCAUGAUAGUCAUCUUCUCUGCCCUUCUCCUCCUCUUUUCUCUCUGGAGACACAAGUGCAAGAUGCAGACAAGCUCAGCAAAGAACCUCAGCAUGGACUCCCACAUCAAAGCCAUGAAAUCUCUGCUGUCCUUCUUCAUAAUCUACAGCAUCAACUUCACAUGUUUGAUCUUGACAAUGAUUUAUACCAGUCGGGAGAAAAAUCCUAUGACGUUUCUCCUUUUAGUACUCCAGUAUGCUUUUCCCUCUGUUCAUUCCCUUAUCCUGAUUUUCAGCAGCCCCAAACUGGAAAAGAUAGUGCUGAGGAUUCUGCCCUGUGUGAAGCGCAAGCUUUGCAUGUGCUAGGAGCCCGGGAAAAAUUCUGACUUUUUCUGCUUAAAACCACGUCACUCAAUCUUUAAUGCAGUUCUCCAGCCAGUGCAGGUGAUUUCGAUGUGCUAUCUUCUCUAUCUAAAUUAAGAACAUUUCAUUAAAAUUCUUUGAAUUAAAUCAUUGUGAGUUAAAUAAAUUAUUAUUAUGUUCUCAUUUAACUAAUUCUUUGAGUUAAAUUACUGUCAAUAAAAUAAUUUAGAUCUGGUCUAUGGACUAGCUGUGAAAGGGGGACAACAGUAUAAGAGUACUGUGUACCUAAAAAUGCUUCUGCAUUUGCUGACUGAAACUACUUAGCUAAACUUAU